Aspergillus ruber CBS 135680 is the source of this 1027-nucleotide messenger RNA. RefSeq names its product Mic19 family protein. The coding region runs from base 121 to 741 and encodes 206 amino acids. The record is from RefSeq and is a predicted model, not a curated record. NCBI's taxonomy places the organism in Eukaryota, Fungi, Ascomycota, Eurotiomycetes, Eurotiales, Aspergillaceae. The transcript is spliced from 3 exons.
CCAGCCCUUCAACAAACCACGACCCCUCUCCCUCUACGCAGUCUAGCCGGUUCAUACUCGGGCUCCUCCUCGGCUUUCCCACGGUUUCGAGCUAUAUACAACCCCGAUACCAGAGACACAAUGGGCGCCGGCAACUCCAAGCCUGAGGCUUCGGCCGGCUCGAAGCAUGUUUUCUCGAGCAACUCUCCUGUCCAAUUCUCCUCGAAUCUCGUCGAGGCCCUCCAGACCAGCUCCGAGACCGACUCCUCCCGCGCAAAGACCCUCGAACUCCAGAUCCAAGAGCGCGUAGCCAAGGAACUCGAACGCCUCCGCGAACGCGAACAAAAGACCCUCGCCGACAUUGAACAGCGCCUGGCCGAAGUCAAAGACACCGCUGCCACCGCUACCGCUACCUCAACACCGAACAUCAGCCACACUCCCGGCUCUUUGGACCUGGAUGCUCCGCGAAUUCCUUUCGCUGGCAGGGAGUACACCCCCGUUGCUGCGCCGGUGGACCGUCCCAUCAACCGUGACGUAACGCGGACCGCAGUGCAGACUGAGAUCGAUCAGCUGCGGGAGAAGCUCGACGGGCGGAAGAAGCUUAUUGAUGUUGGUGAGAAUGUUGAGCGGGCGAGAUCGGAUGUCGCCAGCUGCUUGCGGGUGAACGACCGGCGGCCUCUGGACUGCUGGAAGGAGGUUGAGGGGUUCAAGCGGGAGGUUGCUAAGCUCGAGGAGACUUUUGUGGACCGUAUUGUUGGUUAAAUGAGAUAUGUUUUGAUAUAUCUCUGGUUGUUUUUCUGCCGGGUUUUACAAAAAUAAAUCGGGUCCUCAUCUUCUUACUCUUCCCCUGUCUUACCUCCGUUUAUCCGCAUAACACUUGGCCUUUGAAAUGUGUGCAUGUAUGUAUAGUUUCCUAUUUAUUCUGUUGAAUGAUUGAAAUUGAACCUUUAUACAUUUCGCUUGAUGGGCGACAUGGUUCGCUUAUCAACAUUACUGCCCUGACUAGCUAAUUGAAAACGCCAAGUUUUGUCAAAUAUGAAAAUAAGAC